AUGGCGUGGAAUGCCGUUUUGUGUCUCCUCCUUUUGGCGUCGUCGUUUUCUUCUUUAUCGUUGAGGCCGUGCACUGGAAAAAGUCACGAAGUCGCCGGGAAAAAUGGUGUGGUGGCAGCCGAUGAAGUCUUGUGCUCGGACAUCGGAGUCGAUGUGCUCAAAAAGGGCGGCCACGCGGUGGAUGCCGCGGUGGCUGCCGCCCUCUGCCUAGGGGUGGUCAGCCCGGCGUCUAGCGGCCUUGGCGGUGGUGCGUUUUUGCUCGUCCGGUCGGCCAAUGGCUCAACAAAAGCCUAUGAUAUGAGAGAAACGGCUCCAAGUUGUGCUAAUAAGACCAUGUAUAAAGGAAAUGCCACCCUAAAGGCCAAGGGCCCGCUUUCCAUUGCGGUCCCGGGCGAGCUCGCGGGCCUCAAUCUCGCCUGGCGAAAUUACGGUAAACUCCCUUGGAAGAGCCUUGUCCAGCCUGCCAUUCGCCUCGCGAGCCGCGGGUUCAAGAUCUCUCCUUAUCUCCACAUGCAAAUGAACAAAACAAAAUCGGACAUCAUGGCCGACGAGGGGCUCAAGAGCAUAUUCACGAGAAACGGAAGUUUGUUGGGACCUGGCGAAACUUGCCGCAACGUAAGGCUUGCCGAGACAUUGAAGGAAAUAUCGGACAAUGUGGAGUCUUUUUAUAACGGUCCCCUCGGACAAAAGUUGGUUGACGAUGUGCGUAAAGCCAAAGGGAUAUUGAGUCAAGAAGAUUUGCGCAGUUAUAAGGUAGAAGUUAGGAAUCCCGUUGAGGUCGACGUGAUGGGAGUUAAAGUAUUGAGCAUGGGCCCGCCUUCGACCGGAGGUCCUUCUCUAGCACUUAUGCUAAACAUUCUUGAAGGGUAUACGAAUUUUUCGGAUAUUGGACUUUUAAGCCAUCGAGAAAUCGAGGCUCUGAAACACGCGUUUGCCGUGCGGAUGAAUCUCGGUGAUCCGGCUUUUGUCAAUGUUAAGUGCGUGCUACGAGACAUGUUGUCCAAAGUCUUUGCUGAGACGCUAAGGAAAACUAUUAACGACAGCAAGACGUUUGAUUUUAGCCAUUAUGGUGGGAGGUGGAAUCAAAUUCAUGAUCACGGCACAAGCCACAUUUCCAUCGUUGACCGAGAGCGUAAUGCGGUCUCGAUGACCACUUCCAUCAAUGCGUAUUUUGGCUCGACUUUUCUCUCGACGAGAACAGGCAUUGUUCUCAACAACGAAAUGGACGACUUCUCGAUGCCUCAGCCGAAAGGCACUAAAAAUCCAGGAGUUUUCCCACCUGCUCCGAACAACUUUGUCGAGGCUGGGAAAAGGCCACUUUCGUCAAUGACACCGACAAUUAUCGUCAAUAAGGAUGGAACACUAAGAGCUGUUGUAGGUGGUAGAGGAGGGAGCAAUAUAAUUGGAGCAGUAGCAGAGGUUUUAUUGAACUAUUUGAAAAGACAAAUGGACCCUCUUUCUUGUGUUGUAGCUCCUCGACUUUUUCAUCAGCUGAUUCCGAACGUGGUAUUGUACGAGAACUGGACAGUGCCAACAGGUGGUCAUUUCGAGGUCCCAAAGGAAAUAAGGACUGCUCUAACUAAAAGGAACCACACUCUUCAAAGCUCCUCAACUGCCACAAUGUGCCAAUUUGUUGUUCAAGAAUUUAUAAAUGGAUCGAGUGAGCUCAUUGCUGUAAGGAAAGUACUCUCCAUUGAAGCUGCAAUGUCUUCUGCAAAAAACAAUCUUCUUGCAAUCCUCCACCUAUCUCUAUCGAUGUUGAUAUCUUGCCACCAAGAGGCUCGCCCGGGAGACAGAGGCGUAUCGGUAAUUUCGUAUUCAGGUGUCGUCGCCAUGGAGGAAGGCGUAUGCUCGGAUAUCGGCCGAGAUAUCCUAAUUCGUGGCGGCCACGCGGUAGAUGCUUCCGUGGCUGCAGCAUUCAGCCUUGGAGUAGUCGACCCGCCUUUCAGCAGCCUAGGUGGCGGCGGGAUCAUGCUCGUCCGUCAGUCUACUGGCGAGUCAAGAGUUUUCGACAUGUUAGAAACAGCUCCCGUGCGUGCAAUCAAGGUUCUGAAAAUCCUAGAGCAAUAUGGAUUGCCUUCGGGAGUUUCCGGGCUGCUCGGGAUCCACCGCACGAUCGAGGCUUUAAAAUACGCGCUCUCUUCAAGAACACAACUUGGGGAUCCGGACUUCGUCAAUAUUACGUCCACGCUAUUUUCCAUGCUGUCGACGAGAACCGCCAAACGAAUGAGGGACAACAUAGACGACGCAACAACUUACUCCUCCUACCAUUAUGGUGGCAAGUAUAUGGAUGUCCUAGAUCACGGGACCACGCACGUGAGCGUCGUGGACGUGAGGGAAACGCAGUUAGACGGUAAAGUAAAAGCCGUUAUAGGUGGAGCCGGGGGAAUGUUCAUCGCGGCUGCAGUCACGGAGGUUAUAUUGAACCAUUUUGCCAGUGGAAUGGAUCCGAUCUUUUCUGUUAUGGCACCAAGGUUUUACCCUAAGUUGAACCCGAAUGUGUUGUACUACAAAACUAUUCAUGGAUGGGUGCCGAGUACAGAGCUUCUCGGGAGGCGAUGA
Striga hermonthica is the source of this 2562-nucleotide messenger RNA. The record is from the annotation of a GenBank genome assembly. Lineage: Eukaryota; Viridiplantae; Streptophyta; Magnoliopsida; Lamiales; Orobanchaceae.